AUGCGGUGUAACCAGUGGAAACCGGAGAUAAGGAUGCAUUUUGUCCAAGUACUUUGGGCUCUGUGGGCUCUAGUGACUGCUCAAGAGUCUGUUCCUUGUGUAUCGAGAUCUCAUAUAGAGAGACCUCAUAAACCCAAUGCUUUCAAUCGCGGAAAUGUCUAUACCUUCAGCGACUCCCAUACUUUAAUGUUUUAUUUCGAGCGUAGCUUGCAGAUAACAUUUGAUAGUGGUAGGAAUUGGCAAACUGUAGAUGUGUUUGGGGAGGAUAUUUCAUGGGUCGAUAUUGAUGAGUUUUAUAAAGAGAGAGCGUUCGUAACGACUACGUCUGGUGAGAUUCAUAUGACGGAAGAUCAGGGAAGAAGUUGGAAGCAACUUUCUUUACCACAGGAAAUCGAAGAUGAGAAGGAUUGUGUCCUUGACACACAUCCUUUCAAUACGAAUCUUCUAUUGCUACAUUGCAUAAUUAUACCCGGUAAUUUCGAGCUGGAACAUAGUCCAGAGACAAUCCCAGAUUCAUCCUCUUUUAUGGAAGAUAUCGCUUACGCUUCUGCUGAUGCUGGGAAAAGCUUUAGACGUAUUUCGGCGCCAUUUGAAGAAUAUGAAGCUACCCAAGACCUAGAAUACCGUGGUACUACCUGCCAAUUUGCCACUUUAUCAAAAGAGUCUAUUUUUGAUAAGGAUGGAAUUUAUUGCAUGCACCAGUUGGAAAGCAGGACGGAAAUUCAGAAACAGUCUUCACAUCCAUAUGGUAUGAACAUUGGAAAGAAAAGUUUUAGAGAGACACAGCCCUCAGUUCCAAAAACAUACACUAUGGGUACCCUGUUUUACACAACGGAUUUGGGUCAAAGUACAAAACUGUUUGAUGAAUUGGAAGGCUUCUCGGUUAAAGACGUGUCUAUCCUUCCCUUCCAUGUUUUGGUAACUACAUCAGAGGCCAAUGAAGUUGACGGUGCUGCAAACAGACUUUGGGUUUCUACAGGUGGGCCUUUCAAACCUGCAUGCCUACCUAAGCGGGUGGCCUAUUUACCACAAAGGGUCAGAAAGCCACUGGAGCUUGAUCCUGAGAGUAUAUUAUUACGUGCUAUUCUGGAAGAAGAUGAGGGUCACGGAAAAUUCGAGCAUUUGCUACUGUCCGAUUCUUCCGGUCUCAACUUUUCUCUCAUCGAUUCCAUAGCACAAGAACAUGCUCAGCAUGUGAUGAUAAAAAAGCUGGAUAACCUCGAGGGAGCAGUAUGGGGUGAAUUCAUUUUUAGAGAGGUUCAUAAUCGGAUCACGGAAUUGGACAUGGAUGAAACAAAACUUGAUAAGAAGGUCAAUUGGUUUCAAAGAAUUAUUGAAUUUAUAAAGAAGCACAUCCUCCACAGGGUGCCCUAUAUGUUUUUUAGGACUAAAGGAAGCUUUGACAAUGGGAACAUGUAUGAUAUGUUUUCUAAGACUAAAGGAAGCUUUGACAAUGGGAAAACAUGGACCAAUUUGAAGGUUGUGGAUCCAUCUGGAACACAUAAGCACAUUUUCCAAUGUGAUAUCGAUGAUGUAGAGAACUGUUCUUUCCAGGAAGUUUUUUCUCCUUACUUCGAUGCACCUAUAAAUGAACCGACAGCUGGUAUACUCAUGGAAACCGGUGUUGUUGGAAAACAUGCCCUAAGGUUAGGUGAAGAAGAUAAUAUGACUUUUAUUUCACGAGAUGGUGGUUCUUCUUGGGAGGUGGUUUUUGAAUUUCCCGUGUCUGCAGCAUUUUUGGAUUUUGGGAACAUUAUCGUCGCUGUACCGGAGUCUUCUUGUCUAAAAGAUUCGUCAGUGGAGAAGUUCUUUUACUCCUUGGAUCAGGGCAAUAAUUGGAGAGAAUAUUACCUCGAUGAACUUACACAUGCGUCUAAUAUCGUACUUGAUGGCUGGGGUUUAAAUGUUGUAAUAGGCCUUGGAAAUGGAAAGAAGCAGCCAACUGAAUAUACAUUUUACACAGUAGACUUUUCGGAAGUGCUCGGGGGAAGUGCCUGUACUGAUAACGAUUGGGAAAAAUGGUAUUUGUCUGAUGGCAAGUGUUUUAAUGGUGUCAAGUACAGCUUUAACAGAAGGAAAGCGGAUGCUCAAUGUUUGAUGAGGAAAACAUUUGAAGAGCUAACACUAAAUGAGGAGAGUUGUGAGCCUAGAGACAUCAAAAGUAGUAUUUAG
Molecule: messenger RNA, 2172 nt
Organism: Zygosaccharomyces rouxii
Lineage: Eukaryota; Fungi; Ascomycota; Saccharomycetes; Saccharomycetales; Saccharomycetaceae
Exons: 1
Coding region: 1-2172 (723 amino acids)
Biological process (GO): Golgi to endosome transport; protein targeting to vacuole; Golgi to vacuole transport
Cellular component (GO): membrane; Golgi apparatus
Source: RefSeq, a predicted model, not a curated record